This is a messenger RNA of Sphaerodactylus townsendi, 4606 nucleotides long. RefSeq lists its product as uncharacterized. NCBI's taxonomy places the organism in Eukaryota, Metazoa, Chordata, Lepidosauria, Squamata, Sphaerodactylidae. Bases 176 to 2926 code for a protein of 916 amino acids. The transcript is spliced from 5 exons. Gene Ontology annotation, molecular function: protein binding; calcium ion binding. The record is from RefSeq and is a predicted model, not a curated record.
AGGAAGAGGUCAGUGCGCCGCCGCUGGGGGAAGAAACUUCGCUCCAGGACUUGGUCCUUCGGUUCUUCCCCGGCCAAGCGCGGACGGAGCCCCCCAGGAGAAUCCUUCCUUCCUGCCUCACAAUCAGCAGCUCUCUAGAUUCCGCCAGAUCCGCUUCUCUUUGAUGUGACUCGAGAUGGUGGUGGGACGGUCGCCGUGGACUUGCUGCUGCUGGCUGGGGGUUGUUCUCUGGCUGCUGACUGGAGGAAGAAGCUUUGGCAUGGAGCUCUGCCGGAGCCCCCCGUGCAGCAGCAGUGGCAGCAAGGGUGAACAUCAACCUGGCGUCAGACCACACUGCCAGGGGGCCCGUUGCUCAGGCAGAGCGAGCCGCCCCUCCCGAGCUUUCGUUCACACCACGAUGCCUGGGCGUGGGCAGCCACACAGCAAGCAGCAGCCACCCGUGCUCCAGCAACAGCAGCAGCCCUUAACAGGGAGCAGUCUGGGACACGUUGCCAUGGUUACGAGGCUCACGGGGGAAGGUUGCUCUGGAGGGGGAGACUGCGCCACCAGAACUCCCAAUGGCACCUUACGGGACUGCAAGGGCAUCGAGUGUCACCUACCCCUGCGCAUUCGGCAGAAGCCCCGGCCGGCCGGCCACACUGCUCCGUGCCCCCCAGAUCAGGGCGAAAGAUGUGCUGAACCUGCCCUGGUCAGAAUAACAGAGAGGGCAGCCCAGUUCAUUGGGGAGGAUCUUGCCUAUGCAGCUUCAGAACUGGGAGGUGCCCCUCUGGGUGUUCAGCUUACCUGUGACGUCAAACCAGGGGAAAACGAGUUUCCAUCCGAAGAUGCGCUGAUACUGCAGCUCCAGCUCACGAAAGGACAAGAGAAGUUUAUUGAAAUGCUAAAAAGCCAGCAGAUGGUCAUUGUGGAUUUACAGCAAAAACUCACAGAGCAGCAAAACACACUGGCUGCCCAGCAGCGGGAGAUCAUUGAGCAGCAAAGGAAAAUGUAUGAGCAAAUGGAUCUGAUAAAAGUGCAGUAUGGCAUGCUUUUUGACACAGUGAAGCAAAUGUCAUUUAAGAGUUUGCAAGAGGACAUUCAGCAUUAUUUUGAAGCUAAUCUCCAAGGCCUCCAGAGCCAAGUCAGAAAUCACUUUCAUAAAUCGUACUCCGGGCAUAAAGUAGAAGUUGAUGCAAAAGUGAUUAAUAUCGGGGAGCCUUUACUGAACUGUGGCAUUUGUGAAAGUGACGAGUUUUGCAAUUUCCAGAAGACACCCGCGCGCUGUGACAAAUGCACCUUGUGCCCUGCCGGCUUUUUUCAGCUGUCUGAAUGUUCUGCAAAUGCUGAUCGGAUAUGCCAGGAUAGAGAUGAGUGCGUUGAGUCGCCAAACAUCUGCGGAGAGAGGAUAAAAUGCCUGAAUACUCCAGGAGGUUUCCGAUGUCUGGGAAUCCCGGAAAAAGAUGCCGCCUUGGGGUUGUGCGGACAGGAGUACUUUUUUAACAAAGAGCUGCAGGAGUGUCAGGCUUGUUUCGUGUGUGAAGAUGAAGUGGUUGCUUACCCUUGCUCCACUGUCAGCGAUACCGUUUGUUCAGCAGGCAGCGAAAACAAGCUUUCUGAGUCAUGGGCUGCAAACAUGGUCUUACCCUUGCCCAAAUCCAGCUCAGCUCAAGUCUAUCCUGGCUUAAACUUGAAGAUAAAGGGAAAGCAGGCAUGCGAAUUGGUUGCCAUCGAAGAGAAUGGCCUGCUAUUCAAGCAGCAUGGCUUGGUGUGGGCUGACCUCAAUUUUGCUGUGAAGCACAAUUGUAGGAACUUUCUCCAGCUUUCCUUAAAAUUCAACAACAGCGAGGAAGGCUGUGAGCUCAGUGGAGUUCGCAUAGAGCAACCGGAAGGCAAAAUUUUCCAGAGCGUCAGCGUCAGCAUUGCUGCGGAGGUAGAACCAGGCCAGGCUCUUUCAGUGCUUUUGAAGAGCCCAAAUCAGUUCUGCAAUCAAAGUAAAGACCUAAACAUUUAUGACCUUAACACACCCCUUAGUUUGUUUUGGUUAUCCCAUGAUACUGGAGCAGUGGCCAUGACAGCCCAAAUGUCAACCGCCUUGCACUACCAAACGAACUAUCGGCCAACCUUCAAAUUAACUUCCUUGUCUGACCCUUACAUGCUGACGUUGUCCCAUGAUGGCAGAGCCAUCAAGUUUACUGAAACGGGAGUUGUGAAGUUUGUUUUUCACCAAGCCCUGUAUUCUAUGGGUCAUACCUGCAUCCGAGAAGGUUUCUCUGUGAUAGUUUACCUCAACAGAAACGGAACCAAUGCAGAACUAAUGACGGUACAUAAAUCUGGUGUCAAUUACAGAGACACGUCUGUCUCGGCUUCUGGGGCCACCAGGGUUGGAGCUGGGGAUCUGAUUAGCUUUGAGAUCCUUUCCCCAGCACAAUGUAAUGUUCGUUAUUUUGGAGAUAGUUCUGGAAUUAGUGUGCUUAGCCUCAUCUGGAUUCCAUCUGCCGUUUCCACUGCUCUUUCAGCCUUGGUGUCCAUUACAGGCCUGCCUACAGGAGCCGUCAGAAACAAAUUACUGGAUUUCACUCAGGUCUCAUCCAGUGAGAAACAGAUACAGCUGGUUUCCACUGGGCAACUUGCUCAGAAGUACUUUGUAUUUACUGAAAAGGGAGUGGCCAAUGUUGCCUUUAAUUUGAAGUUGAUCCACUCAUGUAACAUACUCCGAGUAACUCUUAAUCACCUCAUCAGUGGGCAUACGCAGCCCACAGCGAUUGCGCAGCAAGUUGGAGGCCAAAUGCCUGAGGGAAGCAUCUGGACUAGUGUUUCUCUUCGCACGUCUUUUGAAGUUCGCAAUGGUACGAUGGUAUGCAUUUCUCUUGACUGUGUGCAUGGCAGGAUCAACCAUAUUGCUCAUGAGCAUGGAACCAACUUAUCCAUUUUAUGGAUUUCGUCUUAGCUGUCCUGGCAGAUAGCUGAAACUUAACAAAUACGAGGAAUAAGUCAAGAUGAAAGAUCGCAUCCGUCAACCCAAACGUUUUGUGAAACAUUUCAAGCUGCAGAUGAGAGGCAGAGACUUUUCAAAGGAGGGAAUUGGCAAGGCAAAAUGGAACAAACGAACGAUCUGUAUUGGUUGGCUUAAAUGCAAUUUAGUUAUUAAGCUGCCUGUUUACUUGUGGUUUAAAAUUUUAACACAGAAUUAUGGAGAUGACACUUUUAAGGUUCCAUCUUUUGUUUCAUCCGUACUAAAGUCCAGUUCAGACAUUAACAUUGUUAUGUGGAAGAUAUUUGUGUAUAGCAGGACCACACUUCUGUAGUAACAUUUACUAGGAUGGAUGACCAAGGUGGUAACUGACUGUUUUGCAGAAGAGUUCGCAGUUUCUCCUAACCAACGGCACCAGGGUUGGUUAGUAUCCAGCCAUGCAUAUCUAGCUCUCAAGCUGUUACGAAUAGGUUCUAAGACACUUCUUUUCCAACGGCUUUUGCCUCCCUUUGCUGCACAAUUCACACUUGGUGGGUUUUAUUAUAACCCUUUCAAGAGUGUAUCAAAAUAGAUCAGAGAGCCAUUAAAAUCAUCAUCUUGCCAUUGUAAUAAGGUAAAAAGUAUUUUCUGUAUCUGUGCCAUUUCUAAUGUCCAGUAUUUCAAUAUGUAUUAUAAAUGAUGAUUCAUUCAGGAUAAUAGUAUACAUAGCAUCAUUUUUAAUCAAGAGUUAAACUUCAAAAUAACCAUUAGCUGAAAACAUAUUUAGCACCAAAGAGUACUUUUAGCUUGAAGGCAACUCUGCCGGAAAAUUCCAAAGUCAGCUUAAAACUCACCAUUCUGGCAAAGCAAAUAUGCCUAACAAAGAUGUUGGCUGUCUUAAAGAAAGAAACCACCCUUGAGUAGUAAAACAAACCCACCCAUUUUCUAAUCCUAGAGUUCAUUGUUGGUGAAGGGGAAAAUUGCUCUGUGUUGAAGGCUGCCAUAGUAACCACUGCCUGAAGGCUUUGUAAUGACCUUCGGCACUGGAAGGCCGAAGGUCUAGUAGUGAAAAUAUUUGUUCAUAUGCAUAUGUACUUCUAAAAAGAAAAGACAGGGCACAACCCAGCCAAAAAGCAAAGCCCCGUGAGGACCUUUUGACUUCUAGGAUAAAUUUAUCGCUGAAAACCGGGGGCAUUUAACUGGAUAACUCAUUUUCUCCACAGAUAAUGAGUACUUUCAAAGGCCAGCUGUAGUAUUUAUCAUGUACAUAAAACACAUGAUUUAUAUAAAACAUUGUUUUUAUAAAGUGAAACCCAAAACCCCUGGAGCUUGCCUUUAUCUUACAGAUUGUUAUCAGAAGCUCUGAAAGAGACCCUCUCCGCUAAACUAUAGCAUGUGAGAUAUUUUAUAGCUAUGAGCAGAAGAGUCUGUUAUUGUCUUCACAUUACAAUAGUGAGUGUAGGAUUUCAUUGGCCUUUUCAUUGCCCGGGCAGUUGGUCUGAAGUCUUGGUAUGUGUAGAUCUGAGGGAAGAAAUAGAGGCUCAGAAACAGAGCAUCCGCUUGGCAUGCAGAUGGUCCCGGUUUCAGUUCCCAGCAUCCAUUUUAAAAUCAUAGAAUCAUAGAGUUGGAAGAUACUGGAAGGGCGAGCAAGUCCAACCCCCUGCCAUGCAGGAACUC